This is a messenger RNA of Podarcis lilfordi (Lilford's wall lizard), 342 nucleotides long. The record is from the annotation of a GenBank genome assembly. NCBI's taxonomy places the organism in Eukaryota, Metazoa, Chordata, Lepidosauria, Squamata, Lacertidae.
AUGGCUUCACUCGUGCCUCUACCGCUGUUUGCCCCAGCCUCUGAAACAUGGGACUCCUACCUUGCUUGGUUCGACUGCUAUCUCCAAGCCAACGAGCUGACGGAAGUACCACAGGAGCAUAAGCAGGGCCUAUUCCUCAGCCUCUGUGGGCCUGAGGUGUUUGAGACGGCCCAAGCAUUGGUUGCACCUGUAGCAGUCCAGGCAGCACCAUGUGACACGAUUAAAGAGAAGCCCUGCAACCACUACACACCAAAGCCUUCCAAGAUUGCUGCCCGCCAUGUGUUCUACCACCAGAACCAGGCAGAGGGGAAGUCAAUCAACAACUACCCCACCGCCCUCUGA